This is a messenger RNA of Bufo bufo (common toad), 1108 nucleotides long. RefSeq names its product melanopsin-B-like. The transcript has 8 exons. Gene Ontology annotation, biological process: G protein-coupled receptor signaling pathway. The coding region runs from base 74 to 1087 and encodes 337 amino acids. The record is from RefSeq and is a predicted model, not a curated record. Gene Ontology annotation, cellular component: membrane. Lineage: Eukaryota; Metazoa; Chordata; Amphibia; Anura; Bufonidae. Gene Ontology annotation, molecular function: G protein-coupled receptor activity.
AGCAAAGAGCCAGCGUUGUGCAGCAGCCUGUAAUAUCUAUGCAUUCUGUGGGGCAUUAUUUGGGAUAACGUCGAUGAUGACAUUACUGGCCAUUGCCGUUGAUCGUUACCUAGUUAUAACCAAACCAUUGAAAUCUAUGCAAAGGACAUCAAAAAAGCGAACAGUGCAAGUAAUUGUUCUCGUUUGGCUCUAUUCAUUAAUGUGGAGCAUGGCACCGUUACUUGGUUGGAGUUCCUAUGUGCCUGAAGGUUUAAUGAUAUCAUGUACUUGGGACUAUGUCACAUCUACAGCUGCAAAUAAAAGUUACACUAUGAUGCUGUGCUGCUGUGUCUUCUUCAUCCCACUUAUUGUGAUAUUUCACUGCUAUCUGCUCAUGUUCCUGGCAAUCAGAAGUACCAGUAGGAACGUUCAGAAGCUAGCAUCCUGUGGACGGCAAACCUUGAUAUCUAUGAAAAAUGAAUGGAAAAUGGCAAAGAUUGCAUUUGUCAUUAUAGUUGUCUACGUGUUGUCUUGGUCUCCUUAUGCAUGUGUCACAUUGAUUGCAUGGGCUGGCCAUGGCAAAUCUUUAACGCCAUAUUCCAAGACAGUUCCUGCAGUUAUAGCUAAAGCUUCUGCAAUUUAUAAUCCUAUUAUCUAUGGAAUAAUACAUCCAAAGUACAGAGAAACUAUUCACAGGACUGUUCCGUGUCUUCGGUUCCUCAUCAGACUACCAAGAAAAGACAGUAUAUCUACAGGCAAUUUCAACUCGUCUGUUAGAGGAUCGAUUUACAGCCGCCAGUCCAUAGCUUUAAGGAAAAAAAACAGCUGCAUUUCCACAGUAUCUACUGCAGAAACAAUAUUAAGUGAUGUGGAGCAAGAGGCUGUCUUCAAGAAUAUUUUGUUUUCAAAGAAGCAAUUCGUUUUCUUCAAAUCUAAAAAAAGACCAAAAGGAGAGAAUCUCUCAAGGCAUGGAGCUGCAAUACGUUACCAGGAGAAAAGAUUGUGCCAACCAUAUGUACGCUACACCAACCACUUAAGAGGUCUGAAAAAAGGAGCACACAAGAGAUUCUGCUAUCAAAUUCAUUCAACACAGUUACCUAUCCACUAGGCUUAGAAUCCAUUGUUAAAG